Molecule: messenger RNA, 2122 nt
Organism: Porites lobata
Lineage: Eukaryota; Metazoa; Cnidaria; Anthozoa; Scleractinia; Poritidae
Source: the annotation of a GenBank genome assembly
AUGAUGACUGGCCACAUCAAGUAUUCCACGGGCUUGCGACUAGGAGUAAACAGAGUGGGGCAGGCACUUAAACGCGUUAAUCCACGCCAGCACCAUGAACGACAGACAUCCAUUACCCGCCACUUAAACCCUGUUCAAUACUAUGCCGAAUACUUUGGACACAAGCUCCAUCUUGAUCAAAACGAAAAGCUUAUUCGUUAUGGCGUGACAGAGGUUAUAGCAGUAGAUGGCUAUAGCUCCUUUAUAACUGCUACAUCGGUAAUGCCAUUGAAAAAUAAUAUCACCAUGUACAGGGAUGUGUUCAGGUUAGCUCCGACAUGAAAUAUAUAUUAUUUGCCGUGCACAUUUUUCAGGUAUAAAAAACUCUCAAAACUUCUCACUUGAAUUAAAAGGUACAAUUUAAUGAUACUCGUCAUCCACUUGUUCUAUUACUAGGGAAACCAUACUACGUCAUGGUUUGUUUGACCGAGUGAGAGUGGACCAUGGGAGAGAAUUUUAUCUAGUGCUGACCGUUCAGGAUCACUUAAAGGAGUUACGAAAUAAUACAUCUAGACAGCCAUACAUACAAACACAGUCAAAGCAGUACGUGGUAAUAUAGAGGGAAGGAGAAAUGAACCGGUUAUUUUCUAUAGUGAUCGGUCGGCGUGGACCUGAAAAACCAAAUUUUCGCGGGUUUUCUGAAAUAAGGUGUUAAAGAAGAUAUAACUCCUUAAGAGCAGGUUGAAAACCUGACGCUUUCAGUGCUGGCACGUCGUCAACAAUAGCUUCAGGCUGCAAGUCCUCCGCCAUGCACCCCUCUUUCCAUACUUAAACGGCAACUGAUUCUGCAUUCUCGUCCCCAGACCCUCCUGAGGGCCUCAGCACGAAGACCAGGAGGGUCUGUGACCCAGGAUUUGAAGUCCUAGAUUUUAGGACUUCCGGUUAUUUCCGAUUCAAAAGUAAGUUACAGGAUUCUCUUUUAAAAGCUUUGAAUCACCUAAAUUAACAGUCAUUGGGACUUCGGCAAGAGCAAGCGAACGCUAUUAGAAACGUUGUAAAAAAUCAGAAAUGACCGGAAGCCCUAAAAUCUAGGACUUCCGAGUCUCCUGAUCCUCGUGCUCUGGCCCCCAGGAGUCUUUGGCGAGUCUAGUAUUGAUAAGCUGAUAAGUAUUUGUUCUGCUUUUAUAAUUCUUAAUUAAAGAACCAUGCUGUGGAACGGCUCUGGGUAGAGGUUAACUGUCGCACAAACUAUCCUAUAAAGAGGGCACUCGUUCAAAUGGAAAACGAUGGUGUCAUUGAUAUGGAGGAUGAAGUAACAAAGUUCUGUGUCUCUUGGGUGGCGAAGAAAGUAGUGGAAGUAGGACUGAGCUACGUGGUCAACUCAUGGAAUUCACACCCCAUUCCAGGUAAGGAGUCCUAGUGUUAAAAAAAAAUAUAUAGCAAUAAAAAAAAAUAGGAAUAUUAAACGGACUAAAAUAUGUAGUGUUCCACUGGAUGAAACGCACGUUCGCGUAUGGCUCAGCUAUUGCUGUAAGUCGUUCGACUAUUUCAAUCGGUUGGCAAGUGAGUUGCCAAGGGAUAACCCAUUGAUACACGGGACAUUUUUAUAACCCGCGUGGGGAAUUCUCCCUAAAAUGAAUUAAGGAUAACCCUUCCGGAUUAGUCAUACUAUUUUUUUGAAAAAGUAAAAUUGAAACGUGAAUGCGAUUGUCUAUAGAUCUCUAACCGCAGAGACUUCACUUAAAGCGCAUAGCUAAUUUAUGUAUCUCGACAGUUUAGUCCAGAAGAAUAGCCGCUCAGAUCUGUAACUGACACCAACUUACUUUAGAAUUGUGCAGGUAAAGGUGUUCCACUACAACGACGAUUUACUAACAACAAGGCCGCUCCAGUUGACGGCAAUGCAGUACCAACAGUCGAAUUAGCUGUGCAGAUGUUUCGCGGAGAUCUGACUCAAGAACACUUCUUUGGAAGGGACCCUUUGGCGGCCAAUAUUUCAAAAGCAGAUGCUAGAGAAAGAGAGUUCACAAAAUACUUUCCGAGUUUCCAAGUAUUGUUUAAUGAAAUUGCCAAUACGAACUACAACCCUUUCCAAGAUGCUGUACUGUACUUUUUGAGGCUCACACAUUAUCUCGCUCGCGCUUGA